GUGGUGAUAUUGUAGAGGGCUGCCUCAGAUUGGCAAAGAGCAUUAAGAUUGAUGAGAGCCAGGGAGCCAUAGCUGCUGUUUCAGCUUACCCUUCCUACCCUUCUGUAAAAGGGAAAGGAAAGGGGAAAGGCAAAGGAAAGGGCUUCAGAGGAAAGGGCCGGACCUGGAAGGGCAAAGGUCGAUUUGGUUUCCGGAAUAGAACCAUUUAUAAGAGCGAUAACUCUUUAUCACCAGUGAGAUGUUACUGUUGUAAUGGUCGUGGCCAUGUAGCUAAGGAUUGCCCCAGUCAGCCCAGUAGUAGCGACAGUAAUAAUAAUAUUAACCGAGAGCAGUGAUAGCAUCAGGUAUGGGAUGAUCAAUACUGGAUGCACAGUACACCCUGUGAGCCAAAAGCUGAUGCUCGGUAGUGUCGCCGGGAAGUGUGAAGCGUAUAAACUCAAUAAUGGUCCAGC
Perkinsus marinus ATCC 50983 is the source of this 452-nucleotide messenger RNA. RefSeq lists its product as hypothetical. The annotation marks the transcript as partial. The transcript is spliced from 3 exons. Gene Ontology annotation, molecular function: zinc ion binding; nucleic acid binding. The record is from RefSeq and is a predicted model, not a curated record. Lineage: Eukaryota; Perkinsozoa; Perkinsida; Perkinsidae.